This is a messenger RNA of Bursaphelenchus okinawaensis, 2425 nucleotides long. The record is from the annotation of a GenBank genome assembly. NCBI's taxonomy places the organism in Eukaryota, Metazoa, Nematoda, Chromadorea, Rhabditida, Aphelenchoididae.
AUGGCGGACGUUUAUGCAGAACAAAAGCCGGAUUUUGGUAGAAGACCUGAUGAUCGCGGAGAUCGUCGACGAGGAGGUGGUCGGUCUAGAAGUCGUAGUCGGGAAAGAAGGAGAUCGUAAGUUUUUAAAUGUUUUUUCUUUGGUUUUUAGGUCUUCUGUCUUUCGUUUGAGCACAUUGUAUUAAUGUAGGCUUUGAAAAAUGAAAUAUCGCGGUUUUAAUUGUAUCUUUCUAUUGAAAGGUUUUGGUUUGAAACUUUGUGAGAAUUUGGCAAAUAUAACUAGCCAACUAUUAAACUUUAAAAAGCGUUGGAACUUACAUUUAUCUCAAAUUUAAAGUAGUUUUAAUUUACCUUAGUUUUUUAAAAAAAGUUUUUCGAAAUUAAAAAAAAAAAGUUGAAAAGUGCGCGUUCUGUCUUAAAAUUUGCAUAAAAAAGGGUUAGAAGUUGUAAAAUGAAUCAUAUUUUCAAAAAUUCUUUUUUGGUUAUAUGUUUUGCGGUUGAAGUGAAUACGGUUUUCUCGAUGUAUCGCUGGAGCAGAGGUUUUGCUCGAGAUAAUAUUCGUUCUGGUAGACGAUUCAGUCGAUUUAAUUGCGGUUACAAUAGUCGCGGUGGUUACCAAGGGCGUUACAAUGGUGUUUUUAGAAAAGAUAGCGAUUACGAGCCUGUUAUCAAGUUGGUUUAUCGCUUAUUGAUGUUUUAGGCUUUUUAAUUUGAUGAGUUUUGAAAUUUAACGGGGAAAUCUUAAGAGUUUUAAAAUUUUUAUAAAACUGUUGUUUAUGUCUAUAUAGCUUUAAUUGACUUCUUUUCAUCAAAUUUUAUGUUGACUAUGAAUUAAAUAAACAAUUUUCAGAAGAGAACGCGGAGGCGGUGAUCACCGUCGUUCUAGAAGUAGAGAAAGAGAACGUGCUCCAGGAGGUGACAGAGACUUUAAACGUCAAUACGGUUUGAAGAAGUUCCAGUACUGGGAUGUGCCUCCACUUGGUUAUGAACAUAUGCAGCCUCGUGAAUAUAAAGAACUCCAGGCUUCGGGUCAGAUUCCAAGAGCUACUCUACAGUCGUCAGUACCAGUUGUUGGACCUUCAGUCACUUGUCAGAGUCGUCGUUUAUACGUGGGCAAUAUUCCAUUUGGUUGUAAUGAAGAUGCUAUGUUGGACUUCUUUAAUCAACAGGUAUGGUUUGAGGUUUUUGGUUUAAGUAAAAAAGGUGAUAAAUUGUGGGCGUACGGUUAUGAUAUUGAUAUGGCAAGUCUAAAUCUAAAAUAAAAUUCUUUUAAAGCUAAAAAUGGCAAAAUUAAAGUUUUUUUUUUAGUAUAAAACUAAUAAAUAAAUUUCAGAUGCACCUAUGUGGUCUAGCCCAGGCACAAGGAAACCCAGUCCUAGCCUGUCAGAUCAACCUCGACAAGAACUUUGCUUUUAUCGAGUUCCGGUCGAUCGACGAAACCACAGCUGGUAUGGCCUUUGAUGGUAUCACCUUCAUGGGACAGCAACUCAAAAUCAGAAGGCCACGUGAUUAUCAGCCAAUCAGUACUAACUUAGACGCCAUGGGUCGUAUGCCAGUCUCGAAUAUUGUAGUAGACUCACCACACAAGAUCUUCAUCUCAGGCUUGCCCAACUACUUGACGGCCGAACAGGUCAAGGAGUUGUUGUCAUCUUUUGGUCAGUUGAAGGCUUUCAACUUGGUUAUUGAUCAGAAUACCGGAUUGUCGAAGGGAUACGCCUUUUGUGAAUAUUUGGACACAACUUUGACUGAUCAGGUAAGAGUUUGGAUUUUUGAAAUUUUUUGUGAUUUUAGGUAACAUUUGUCUUAUAUCUUAUUUAUAUUUUGAAAAAUAAUGUAAGAUUAUACUAAAAAGUAGAUUUUUGUAUCAAUGUUAACUAAAUUUAUGUUAUUGUAGGCUAUUGCUGGCUUGAAUGGUAUGCAACUGGGCGAAUCGAAGCUUCUAGUACAAUUGGCUUGCGCUAGCAAGAAGGAAAAUGGUGCAUUCAACACGAAUGCUGCUGGUAUUGAUCUAACACAAGCUGGAGCGGCCACAGAGGUCUUGUGUCUGCUGAACAUGGUCACAGAGGACGAGUUGAGCAAUGAUGAGGAAUAUGAAGGUAUUUUAUUGGGUUUAAUGGGUUUUGACUAUGUUAUAUAGGUAUAUAUAGUAUUUUUGAUAGGGCAUGAUAAACUACUAUUCUCAUUUUUCAGACAUUCUCGAAGACAUCAAGGACGAGUGUACCAAGUACGGAACAGUUAAAUCCGUCGAAAUCCCUCGCCCAGUGUCAGGAGUCGAUGUUCGCGGUGUGGGCAAGGUCUUUGUCCACUUCUCCGACACGGCCGAAUGCCAACGUGCUCAGGCCGCCCUAACCGGAAGAAAGUUCGCAAACAGAGUGGUUGUCACCUCCUACUACGAUGUGGAUGCCUACCUACGGCGAGAGUACUAA